GUGGACAGCCAGAAGUAUGAGGUUCACAUAUAUUGUCUUGGGGAUGCAACAGAUAGCCAUGGAGAGAAAGUAACUACCGUCUUGUUGGAAGGGGGUGAGGAUCCCGUUGGAUAUGGACUCGAUGGUUGGGCAAGGGAUGCGUUUGGAAACAAGACGAUCCACCGUUAUUGCUAUUGGGAUAGACCUGGCAUGGGUUUCAGCGAAAACGCUCCCAGUCCUCUAUCGGCGGGCAUGGCUGUGGAUGCUUUUUCGGAGGCGCUCUCGAGGGCCGAUGAAACUGGACCCUGGAUCCUGGUUUCCCAUGGUGUUGGAGGGUAAUUGCCUCUUCUCUUUCGCUAUCGGAAUGAUUUCUAACUAACAGCUGAGUAGUAUCUAUUCCCGUAUCUUUGCCUCCCGCCACGCCACAGAGAUAAAGGGCUUGCUCCUAAUUGACACCCUUCCCGAGUCUCAGCUUGAGCGUAUAGCAUCUGCUGGCCGAGGCUUCGUUCUGUGGCUACGUGGAAUCCUGAGCCCCCUCGGAAUUGAUCGUUUGAUGGGAGCGAUUUUCAGAGGACGUUCACGCAAGGAUCGUGUGGUCGGCCGGUCUGCCCAUCAAAAUCCCAAACAGAUCAAAGCAAAACUUCAGGAAAACCUUGUAGCAACAACCCUAACGAGGAACGAAGCCGUUGCUGCACGCGCCAUCCUACCGAGAGAUAUCCCCCUUGUGGUCGCGAGCUCUGGGAAAGCUGUAAAGGCGGACAAAAGAUGGGAUGAUGGUCAGAGAGAGUUGACCGAGCUGACAGACAACUUGGUAGCCUGGGAUGUUGUGGACCAUUCGCCGCACAAAGUUUGGAAUGACCCCCAUGGGCGCGCGCUUCUGGAGAAGAGAGUGGGCGAGCUGGUGCACCGGAAAUAA
Molecule: messenger RNA, 895 nt
Organism: Tuber aestivum (summer truffle)
Lineage: Eukaryota; Fungi; Ascomycota; Pezizomycetes; Pezizales; Tuberaceae
Source: the annotation of a GenBank genome assembly